This is a messenger RNA of Laetiporus sulphureus 93-53, 2163 nucleotides long. RefSeq names its product UPF0061-domain-containing protein. The record is from RefSeq and is a predicted model, not a curated record. Bases 1 to 2163 code for a protein of 720 amino acids. NCBI's taxonomy places the organism in Eukaryota, Fungi, Basidiomycota, Agaricomycetes, Polyporales, Laetiporaceae. The transcript has 8 exons.
AUGAGCACUAUCGUCCCUGCACUUCGAAAAAUGUCGCGACCCAACUCCGUACCCAUCUCUGCCUUGCCGCUGCCCCCUCCGACGCACGUCCUCGCCCGCAACCUCACUCCAGACCCUGAGGUCUCCUCCACCGCGGAGUUCCGCCAAGUGCUGUCCGAGCGGCCUAGCAUACUUCGCCGGACGCGUUUGUUGCAGCCACAGGCACACUUCUCGUACGUCGCGCCAUGUCCGAUCCCUUUCCCGUACCAGAUCGCAGCUCCCGAGGAUGGCGAGCCUGUCACCGACAAGGCAGCGUACAUCGAGAAGUGGUUGAUCGAGCGCGAAGCCCUGCAGGAGCGGCCUACAGCACCAUCUCCUGUACCGGGCAGACUGAAGAAAUACUAUCCUGCGAAGAGAGAGCAGCCGCAGGUGCUAGUCGCGCUCGCCGGGACGGCCCUGAGAGACUGCGUCCCACAUCUCGACGUGGGCGAUGCAUUUGCAAUGCUCGGAACACCCUCACUUGUUUCUGCGUUAGACGACGAUGUCGAACCGAGUUCUGCUAGGGAAGAGGAGGUCGCGGUGCGGCAGGAGUUGAUUGACGUGCUGGGUGGCCAGGCUAUGUUGAUGAAUGUGGAAGGUGAUCCGGAGACACAUUGGGCGCCUUGGUCGUUGCGGUACAGCGGGCACCAGUUUGGUACGUGGGCGGGACAGCUGGGUGACGGUCGGGCAAUAUCACUCUUGACUACUCCUCAUCCCGAUGAUCCUGAGCUCCUUUAUGAGCUGCAGCUCAAAGGCGCAGGUCGCACACCGUUCUCGAGGUUCGCGGACGGACUGGCCGUCCUCCGCUCCUCCAUUCGUGAAUUCCUGUGCUCAGAAGCCAUGCAUGCCCUCGGCAUCCCCACAACCCGCGCCCUUUCCCUCGUCUCGCUCCCCGCAGUUCCCGUGUACCGCGAGCGCACUGAAAGCGCAUGCGUCCUCGCCCGCGUCGCUCCCUCUUUCCUGCGUAUCGGGAACUUCGAGGCGCUCAAUCCGCCUUUCCUCGGGAGCGGACAGCAGGAACCGCACCUGGAUGCUCUCAGGGUGCUUGGAGAGUGGGUUGCGCGGAGGGUGUUGAAGCUGGAGGGGAUAAAAUGGAGGGGAGAAGAGGGGGAAGAGGGGAACCCGUGGGCGAGGGAGAUGGUAUUGGAAGUGGCGAGGCGCAAUGCGCGGAUGGUGGCGGGGUGGCAGGCAUACGGGUUCAUGCAUGGAGUGAUCAAUACGGACAAUGUCUCCAUUCUUGGCUUUACGAUUGACUACGGCCCGUAUUCUUUCAUGGACGUGUUCGACUCGUUCCAUAUAUGCAAUCACGACGACGGGGAAGGACGCAUAUAUGCGCUCCGUGCGCUCCUCAACGCUCUGUCCCCACUCAUCGGCGCAGAGGCUGAGCGCGGCAAGGCCGUUCCUCCUGGGUGGGCGGACGACGUCCCAGAGGAGAAGCUGGACGAAUUGCGCAAACAGGGCAUGGAGCUCGUGAACGACGAGAUGGUGCGCAUCGCGCAGGAGACGUGCGCCGCAGAGUAUGCUCGGCUCAUGCACAAGCGCCUUGGCCUGCGACGUCUGCAAGAAGAUGAUGAAGCCACACUCUUCCGUCCUCUGCUCGACCUUCUGUCCGAGCAUAAGCUCGACUUUCAUGGCAGCUUCCGUCGCCUGGCGUUCUUCCGCCCCUCAAUAACAGACGACCCACGCAAUGCGCUAAUCUCGAGCAUCCUCGCGCUCUCAGGCGAGCCGCAGAACCUCGACCGCGAAAAGGCGACUCACGACUUGCGCGCAUGGUUGCGGCUAUAUGGGGAACGUAUCGAGGGCGAACGCGAGGAAUGGACUCGGGGUUCCGAGCUGCAGAACGGUGAUCGUGAGGCUGACGUGGACGCGCAGAGGGAGCGCACGAUGAAGGAGGCAAACCCGCGGUUUGUGCUGAGGCAAUGGGUCCUGGAAGAGGUUAUCAAAAACGUAGAACGGGAUGUGGAUGACGGGAAGCAUCUGCUCGCUAAGGUGCUGCAGAUGGCCUGCAAACCAUUCGAGCCCUGGGGUGCAGAGGACCUUCAAGGCGACGAGUCAACACUAGAUGCGGAGAUCAAGGAGGAGCGCAGGUACUGCAGCCUAGGCGACAGGAAACUCCUCGGAUUCCAGUGCAGCUGUUCAAGCUGA